Molecule: messenger RNA, 2965 nt
Organism: Osmia bicornis bicornis
Lineage: Eukaryota; Metazoa; Arthropoda; Insecta; Hymenoptera; Megachilidae
Gene: ETHR
Product: growth hormone secretagogue receptor type 1
Exons: 6
Coding region: 1323-2600 (425 amino acids)
Biological process (GO): G protein-coupled receptor signaling pathway
Cellular component (GO): plasma membrane
Molecular function (GO): G protein-coupled receptor activity
Source: RefSeq, a predicted model, not a curated record
AUAAUUUUUCAUAAGAGGCUGAAAUCGUGUCAGAAUUAUGGUAUAAUUAAAGACGAGAAAUGUUCGAAAAUGAGCUUCCGUUCGUCUUGUUUGCGGAACCGGAAGGGGUGAGCCACUGGGGGUAUAAAGUAAACAAUCAUCGCAAACGGUAUAAUGAAUUUCGACAUUAAUUAGAGACGCAGCGUUUCAUUGAUGUUAAUAUGAUAAAUAUUCUAUUCUGCCUUCUCUGUUCAAAUCGAAAAUUUCAAUAAAACUGUAGUUAAUUCAGGUUAAUUAUUCGGGUUACAUGGAAACUAUUUUCGGAUGCGAAAAUUAGUAAAGUUGAGAUGGUUAGGGUAGGUCGUUUCGUGAACGCAAUUCAUAUCUAAUUGGCACGUACGAUCGGAUGAAAGGAGCUAGAAUUAGAUUUCGAAUAGAUUUCGAUAGCAUAAAAGUUAAUUGAUGUCAACCGACCGACCUAUAUACUGCACUUAUGGAAGAUAGACAGCAGAACGGUGCAAUGAAGACGGGGGUGGAAACGUUUGUCUCCCGUGGAUAGAUCCAUGAUAAAUUGGAAACGUUUCUUUAUUUUUAUCGCGUUUCUUUUAAACAAAGUAGCCACGAAUAUUCGAUAGAAAAAUAAAAAAAAUCGUCGAGAGGGGGGUGAAAAGGAUGAAAGGGGACCAAAAGGGAUCGAAUCAAUUAAAUUUGAAAUUCAUCAUUCCGAAGGAUCCAGCAAAGUGUUGACUUAAAAACGAAACCCGUGUUCCGUUGGGUUGACAACUGAUUAACGUUGUUGCAAGUGUGGUUGGAAGGAAGCAAAGAAACAGUUUAUAAUGUCACUUAAUACCGGCGCGUUAACGAAAGCCACGGUUGCCUGGAAGUUAAAGGAAACCGUAUCAUCCUACGCUCGUUCAACAGGCCCGGCGUUUUUCCUUCAACGAUACCCCAUGGAUUUUGCUCGUUCGAUUGCGCGCCUGUUCGCCGCUGUUUGCCCAGUUUCGCCGCCGAUUCGCGUCGGUUCGAACGUCAAGCUGCCGACAUAAAAAACAGAAGUUAUCGACUCCGAUGACCGAUGACGCGCCACUUGUAACCCGGUGAUCUGUAAAUAAUGUAACUCGCUUACUUUUUUUCUUUUUACGCGUGUCACGUGGUGCGCGUGCGCGUCCGUGUGUAUGUAUCGUAGCAGAGAUCGUCGCGCGAGGAACAUUGGAAAAAUCGAGGCGAGAACGUACGCGAUGAACGAUUGAUGCGAAGCAAGUAUCGUGACAUCGUUGCGACACCAGCGACGAAAGGAUACGCGAUUGAAAAGCUUCCUGACCAAGGACCUACACCGGACAAAAAUGUUGUCCACCGUGUCCAGCGUGUCACUUGAAUUCAAUUCCUCCUACUAUGCAACCGUGAUUGGGAACAACAGUCUCGAUGGAUUAUCCGUGAUCGAGUCUGAGAAUUCAACGAAAGGACUUUACAUGUUGCCAGCUUACAUUCGCACCACGUCCAUGGUUGUCUGCAUAAUAGUGAUGGCCCUCGGUAUAGUGGGCAAUCUUAUGGUGCCAUUGGUGGUAUUCCGGGGUAAGGACAUGAGGAACAGUACCAACAUCUUCCUGGUGAAUCUGAGUGUGGCCGACCUUUGCGUUCUACUCAUCUGCACGCCCACCGUCCUCGUCGAGGUCAAUUCCGGACCGCAAGUAUGGCCACUCGGCGAACACAUGUGUAAAGCAGUGCCGUUUGUCGAGUUGACUGUGGCCCAUGCAUCGGUUCUUACAAUCUUGGCGAUCAGCUUUGAACGAUAUUACGCGAUCUGCGAACCUUUACGAGCUGGAUACGUAUGCACCAAGGCCAGAGCCACGUUCCUUUGCCUGCUGGCGUGGGUGGCCGCGGCACUUUGCACGAGCCCCAUCCUGCUGAUGGUCAGCUACGAGGUGGAGAAGAACACGGACGGUACGUACAUUUCCACCUGCAGCAUCGUAGCGAACUCGGACUGGUCGAGCGGUUUCAUCGUAACGACGAUACUCGUGUUCUUCGUGAUACCCCUACUGAUCCUGGUGAUCCUGUACACGGUGAUCGCGAGACACCUGAUGACGAAUCCAACGAUAAGCCGCGGCUCGUCGAACAAUUUGCUCAAAUAUCGCAAACAGGUGAUGCUGAUGUUAGGUACGGUGGUGCUCUGUUUCUUUUUGUGUUUGCUACCGUUCAGAGCGUUCACCCUUUGGAUCCUGAUCGUGCCGCCCAAGAUGAUCACCGAUCUAGGUAUCGAGGGUUACUUCACCCUUCUGUACUUUUGUCGGGUGAUGCUGUACCUGAAUUCCGCCAUCAAUCCGAUCCUCUACAACCUGAUGUCCACGAAAUUCCGCGAAGGUUUCCUUAGGCUGUGCGGUCUAGGUCCGACCAGGAGGAAAAAGAAGAAAACCUCUGGCGACAAGACUGGCACCUAUACCACUGGUUCCACUAACUGCAGCAGCAAUCAUUCGGAUUUCUGGAGGAGACACAGCAGCAACAAAAGCAGCAGCGUUAAGGUACCGAGCAGCAAUUCGAGCGGGGAGAAACAGAUCAAACUUCCGCUUCAGACGGCGGUCGUUAGCGGUAACAUUGUCAGAAAGAAACAGGAGAGUUAUGUUUGAAGAGACAGAGGGGUGGUUAUUUGAGACUGUGAUCGUUCGCACCAUUCCGUAAUAUUAAUAGUAACCUCGAUGUCGUUCGUACUCGUAUGUAGAUUGAGUUUCAUAUUUCACCGGUGUAAAUUGAUAUCUGAGAUUUGUAUUGUCUUUAUGAAGUCCAAAAAUAGAUUUUAUUUUAAACUCUUCAGACGAUCAAGGGUUAUUUUGUAAUUAACAAUGAAAACCAAGCGAGUACUAAUCUGCAUAGGACUAUGAACGAUACGCUAAUUACGUAGAAUUUUGGAAUCUGUGAUUACUAAUUAAGCGAAGGUAUACCGUGUAAGUAUUAUAACGAAGGAACUAUGAAUAAGUAUGCCUCUAGCUUUACG